AUGUUAUUUAUUAUUUUAAUUUUCUUAGUCGACAUUAUCAAGACAGAGGAAUAAUUCCUAAUUAUCAUCAAUACUAAUCUUGGAAUUCAUGAUGAUUUUGUAAAAACUCAUAUUGAAUUGGAUUCAAAAGAUAUUAAAAUCUUUUACGCAGGAAUAAUUGAUCAAUAUCCUGCCUCCGCUGCUAGAUUUGACCAUUUGACUUUUCGCGAUGAAAAUCAAUACUAGCUCUAUGAACACGAGGUUCGUCAAUAGAAACACCAGUUAACAUGUUUUGAUUCAGAAUACAAAAGCACUUAGAUAGAGAAAGGAAUAAAUAGUUAUUAAAAAAUUUUAUCAACAAAUGAGAAUAUGUAUUGAGAUUCUUGAUAUCGUAGUACUUUAGUCUUAGAUAACUCAUAAAUUCCAUGUAAUGGUUUUAUUUAUGAAUCAAUUGACCCGUGGAUAACUGUGUUAAUGCAAUUCGGAAUAACAAAAACAUAUUUUUAUUUUAAAAUAUUCUGUAAAAUUGAUCAAUCUAAUUAGUAAUCAUAACAAUUUUGUUCUCCUUUAUCAUACUUACUUCUGCAAUCAUACUGACUUGGUGGGAAAUAAAGAAAUUGGAAUAGAAGAUGAGAAGAAGAUCAUCAUUCCCAAGAAUAUUAUAAAAAUUAUAAAUCAAAUGA
Molecule: messenger RNA, 662 nt
Organism: Paramecium octaurelia
Lineage: Eukaryota; Ciliophora; Oligohymenophorea; Peniculida; Parameciidae
Source: the annotation of a GenBank genome assembly